Messenger RNA from Andrographis paniculata, 282 nucleotides. Its product is annotated as early nodulin-93-like. The coding region runs from base 1 to 282 and encodes 93 amino acids. Lineage: Eukaryota; Viridiplantae; Streptophyta; Magnoliopsida; Lamiales; Acanthaceae. The record is from RefSeq and is a predicted model, not a curated record. The transcript is spliced from 4 exons.
AUGGGAUCAUCGGAAAAUUUCAACAAGAUCACUGCCGACAACUGUGUCCAAGCGAGUGCAAUUGCUGGAUUUAAAUCGGCAUGUGUUGCAUGUGUCGCCAGUGCAAUUCCUACGUUGGCUGCAGUUCGUACAAUUCCUUGGGCAAAAGCAAAUAUAAAUUACACUGGCCAGGCUCUGAUCAUAUCCUCAGCUUCCAUAGCAGCCUAUUUCAUCGCUGCGGAUAAAACGAUUCUUGAAGGAACCCGACAUAAUGCAGAGGGUCGCUACCGUAGGUGUACAUAA